This is a messenger RNA of Caenorhabditis elegans, 1588 nucleotides long. RefSeq names its product CYtochrome P450 family (gene cyp-35A2). The record is from RefSeq and is marked reviewed. The transcript has 7 exons. NCBI's taxonomy places the organism in Eukaryota, Metazoa, Nematoda, Chromadorea, Rhabditida, Rhabditidae. Bases 11 to 1495 code for a protein of 494 amino acids.
AAAUCAGAAUAUGUUUUUUGUUUUAUUUUUUUCUGUGCUUUUGGGAUACCUAAUUGUGAGGCAGUAUCAAAAAGUAUCAAGACUACCACCAGGUCCAAUUUCUCUUCCAUUAAUUGGAAAUUUACCUCAAAUUAUCUACUAUCUAUGGUCAACUGGUGGCAUUGUUUCGACUCUCGACCUGUUUAGAAAGAGGUACGGUAAUAUUUUCACACUAUGGGUCGGACCAAUUCCCCACGUGAGCAUUGCGGAUUAUGAGACAUCUCAUGAAGUUUUUGUCAAGAAUGCUGGUAAAUAUGCGGACAAAUUUCAUGCGCCGGUUAUGAGAGAUGUCAGAAACGAUAUUGGAGUUUUGAUUACCAACGGUGAUCACUGGCAAGAAAUGAGACGAUUCUCCCUUCAAGCAUUUAGGAAUAUGGGAGUUGGUAAAGAUAUAAUGGAAACUCGAAUUAUGGAGGAACUUGAUGCGAGGUGCUCCGACAUCGAUAAAUUGGCAACCAAUGGUGUCACUAUUACACAUGCCUCUGAAUUUUUCGAUUUAACUGUGGGCAGUAUUAUCAACAGUAUUCUGGUUGGAAAACGCUUCGAAGAAGACACAAAACAUGAAUUUUUAAAAAUCAAGGAAACAAUGGAUGCAUCAUUUGAAACUUUUUCUCCUUUUGAUAUGACUGCACCCGUUUGGUUUUUGAAAACAUUUUUCAAGCAUCGCUACGAUAAAAUAUGGAGUGCUCAAGAGACUGCAAAGAAUUUCGCAGCUGCAGAAGCGAUUAAAAGAGUAGAAUCUAUUAAGUCUGGGAAAUAUGUAAUUGAUGAAAACAACCUGCAAGAUUACACUGACGCGUUUUUACUUAAAAUUCAAAAAGAAGGAGAAAGCAAGGAUUUCAACAUUGAAACAUUGAAAACAAUGAUAAUCGAUUUGUGGAUGACUGGCCAAGAAACUACUACAACUACACUUAUUUCUGGUUUCAAUCAACUUUUAUUACAUCCAGAAGUUAUGAUUAAAGCAAGAGAAGAAAUACUAAAAAUAACGGAAAAUGGCUCUCGACAUCUUAGCCUUACUGAUCGUACCUCAACUCCUUAUGUGAAUGCAGUGAUUGGAGAAAUUCAACGUCAUGCAUCCAUUCUUAACGUCAGCUUCUGGAAAAUCAAUAAGGAGUUCACAUACAUGGGAGGUCACCCAGUUGAUGCUGGUGCUCUGGUCACUUCUCAACUCAGUGCUCUCCAUGUUAAUGAAACUGUCUUCAAAAACCCACAAGAAUUUAAUCCGGAAAGAUUCAUUCGAGAUGGGAAGCUUCUUCAGAAAGUGAUUCCUUUUGGAGUUGGGAAGAGAAAUUGUUUGGGUGAAUCUUUAGCCAAAGCAGAAUUGUAUUUGAUCUUCGGUAACCUUCUCCUUCGCUACAAAUUCGAACAACAUGGCAAAUUAUCCACUACCGAGCUUAUGCCAUACAGCGCUGGAAAAAGACCAUUCAAGUUGGAAAUGAAAUUUGUGAAAAUUUGAAAGUUCACAAUUUAUUCAUUCAUCCAUGUAAACUGUAUAUUUUGAAUUUGUGUUGUAAAGAAUUUAUCUUCGAAUAAAAUGUUUUUAAAGGUU